Alexandromys fortis (reed vole) is the source of this 4611-nucleotide messenger RNA. It is a transcript of the gene Mrm1, whose product is annotated as mitochondrial rRNA methyltransferase 1. Gene Ontology annotation, cellular component: mitochondrion. Bases 1397 to 2350 code for a protein of 317 amino acids. The transcript is spliced from 5 exons. The record is from RefSeq and is a predicted model, not a curated record. Lineage: Eukaryota; Metazoa; Chordata; Mammalia; Rodentia; Cricetidae. Gene Ontology annotation, molecular function: rRNA (guanine) methyltransferase activity; RNA binding. Gene Ontology annotation, biological process: rRNA methylation.
GGCUGGGGAAGUGGUUCAGCAGUUAAGAACAUUGGCUGCUCCUCUGGAGGACCCAAGUUUGAUUCCCAGAACCCACAUGGUGACUCCACUGUCAGGGAAUAUACAUUUUCUUCUGGUCUCCUGGGGCACCAGGCAUGCUUGUGAUGCACAGCCAUGCUCACAGACAAUACACCUCCACACAUAAACAAUGAAAGAAUUUUGAAAAAUAAAAUAAAUUGGCCCCGGGCGUACCAACACCUGAGAAGCAGAAGCAGGGUGAUCGCUGCGAAUUUGUGGUCAACCUGGUCUACAUAACGAGUUUUAGGCCAUGCAUGGGGACUAGUGAGACAUUGCCUUAAAAAAACGUUUAGGCCGAGGGAUGGAGAAAUGGCUCAGCGGUUUCCGAGCACUGGCUGUUUGUUCUUCCAGAGGACCUGUGUUCAAUUCCCAGCACCCACAUGGCAGCUCACAACUGUCUGUAAUUCUAGUUCUAGGGGAUCCGACAAUCUCACACAGAGUAUACACAGGCAAAACACAAUAAAUAAAUCUUAAAAAAAAAAAAGUCUAGGCUGGGCGGUAGUGGCGCACGCCUUUAAUCCCAGGCAGAGGCAGGCGGAUCUCUGUGAGUUCGAGGCCAACCUGGUCUACAAGAGCUAGUUCCAGGACAGGCUCCAAAGCCACAGAGAAACCCUGUCUCGAAAAACCAAAAGAAAAAAGCAAAGACAGGUUGAAAAGACUUAGUGGCGGGGGUGGGGGUGGGGUGGGUGUCUGAGCAGUGAGCAAAGGAGUCCCAGCUUUACCAAGGGCCACCAGCAUCAGCUGCUUGUCCACAGAGACACGAUAGACUUGGGGCUUAACCACAGAGGUCCGGAGAUGGGAAAUAUCGCUGGGGUUCGGGGGUUCUGCUGACUGGUGCUAAGGGUCUGGGUAGCUUCUGGCAAUUCCCAGAAACGACGAUGUGCCUGAAUGUGGGGAGGAAGGCCCCCAGACUGACUGAUUGAACAGGAUGGCCCACCCAUCGUCUUAAAUUGGUCUUUGCAGGUGCGGAAGUGAAUAAGGCUAGCCUAGCCUCCCGACACCUUCCCACACCUAGAGCAGCAGGAGCUAGGGUCAGCUCAGCAGUAGCACAGCCUCGGCUCGCCCGCGGCGGUGGAGGAAGUGCGAACCAGUGCUGUAGGGGGUGCUGUGGAGACUUAGUUGAGGUCAAACUCGCGUGUGCGUCAUCGGACAGGGGGCCGGGCCUCUGGAACCCGGAAGCUGGGGACCCACGUGGGAGUCCGGGAGGCGACUUGUCUUGUCUUGGUUGGCAGAUUGUGGGACUCGGGGACAGUUUGUCCUACGCGAGGGGACGAGGUGUGGGAGGCCAGCGGGUCCUCUGCAACGGUCUGUUAGUGGAGUCCCGGGUGCAACUGGAGCUAUGCGACUGCUCUGGACCGUCGGGUGCUUCGGUCACCGGAUCGUCCGUCAUUUCUCCCCGGUGGCGCGGCCUGGCGGGGAGGAGCUGAGCCGCUUGCUUCUGGAUGACCUGGCGCCGACCCAGAGGCUGGAACGUCUGUUCGGCCUGUCCCCGUGCCUCCUGGCCCUGCGGGCCGCCCGCCGGAGCGUGGCCCGGCUUCUGCUCCAGGCGGGUAAAGCUGGGCUGCAAGGGGAGCGGGCCGAGCUGCUCCGGGUGGCCGAGGCCCGGGGCAUCCCUGUCCUGAGGCCCAGGCGGGAGAAACUGGACGCCUUGUGCGGCCACCAGGUGCACCAGGGCGUCUGCAUGGAGGUGAGCCCGCUGCGACCCCGGCCUUGCGAUGAGGCCACAGAGGCGAGCCCGGGAGACGACCCUCAGCAACUAUGGCUCGUCCUUGAGGGGCUUCAGGAUCCCCGGAAUCUUGGGGCUGUGCUGCGCUCCGCUCACUUCCUCGGAGUAGACAGAGUCAUCACCAGCCGGAGAAACAGCUGCCCGCUUACCCCAGUAGUCAGCAAGGCCAGCGCUGGGGCUGUGGAGGUGAUGGACGUGUUCGCCACUACUGACCUGGCCGUUUUUUUGAAGGCCAAGGCCCAGCAGGGCUGGCUCGUGGUGGGCACAGUGGGCUGCCCAGGUCCUGAGAUCUCCCAGUCCUUCAAGGUCCCCAUCACUAGCUGCCUAGAGUUCACCUGGGACCGGCCUACUCUCCUUGUGCUGGGCAAUGAGGGCUCUGGUCUGUCCCAGGAGGUUCUUGCCUCCUGCCAGCUGCUUCUUACUAUUCUGCCCAGGCGUCAGCUGCCUCCCGGUCUUGAGUCCUUGAAUGUGUCUGUGGCCACAGGAAUUCUUCUACACUCCAUUUGCAGCCAGAAGAAGGGUUUCCCUGCACAGACCGAGAAAGGACAACUUCUCCAAGGCACUUGAGAACCCUUAGCUACGCCUGGAGGACUCAGAGAGGCCCAGUACCCAGGACUGCCACUGUGGUCGGAAAAACAGGCUCAAAGUGGGCUCAUCUCAACUGAGAUACACAUGUAUAGGAAUCGGACCGAGUCGCACACUGGCUUGAAUGUACCGGGCUCUCUGCCUGUGAGAAGCUGUUUAUUGGCUAUGGUCAGUGGAGACCAAGGGGGUGGGGUGUCAUUUCCAGUUGGAAACGGUAGUUUGCUAAUGUCCAGGAUGCGUUAAGACAGAUGGUGCCUGUCCUGGAUCUCCCCUAGGACAGUCAAAGGGAUGUCUUGGCAUGAGGAAGAAUGGGGCAGUCCAGUGCAGGGUGUAUGACGUAUGAGAGUGAGGGUGUAGAGGGAAGUUGGGUGGAUGCGCAUGCAUACCUACUCUUCCAGGCGAUGGGAAUUAAGUAAAUGAGGGGUUCCAUCCAGUGAGUGCCUUACAGCUGAGCUGAGCUGUCCUGCCCUGUCUCUCCAUUAGGUGGCAGUCUUGCUUUUUGCACCAUAGUUUUGCAGCUGCAAAGCACCAUUAGAGACAGGGAAGAUACAAACACACACACACACACACACACACACACACAGAGAGAGAGAGAGAGAGACAGAGAGAGAGAGAGAGAGAGAGAGACAGAGAGAGAGAGAGAGAGAGAGAGAGAGAGAGAGAGAGAGAGAGAGAGAGAGAGAGAGAGAGCGAGCGAGAGCGAGAGAGCGAGCGAGCAGUCCAACCUGGUGGAACCCAUGACCAGAGCCCUUGCUUUUGAAUCUGAGAGGUUAUGAAGUCAGGGUCACUAUUAUGCAAUUCCAAAUAGGCUUGGUCCCCUCCUCCAGGGUCCCACAAGUGGAUAAAAAGUCUGAUAUUGCAGAAUAGUGGUCUCACUCUGGGCUGCUGCACGUUGGAACACUUGAUAAGCAUUAACGGAACAAGCGCAAUACAGCAGCCACCGUGUGAAGGGUGGGUAAACCCUGGGCAGUAGGAUUUUCUUUCUUUCUUUCCUUUUUGAGAUGGGUUUCAUGUACCUAGGGUGUCCUAAAACUUGCCCUUUAGCUGAAGAUUACCUUGAACUUUUGAUCCUCCUGUCCCCGCCUCCCAAGUGCAAGAAUUCAAGACACCCCCUCCCCCCACUGUGCCCACUCUAUAUGUAGCUGCGGGUAGAUCCAGGGCUCUGUGCAAGCUAUACAAACACUCUACUUACUGAGCUCCAUCUGAGCCCUAGACUGGAUGAUGCUUUGCUGUAGGAACUGUCCCGAGCACGAUGAGACGUACCCACUAGAGGUCUGUAUCCCAUCUCCAGUUAUGAAACAAAACUGUCCUCACAUGGCCAGAUAUCUUGACUGACAGCCCUGAGUGUGGGAUGGAGGACCAUCCCUGAAUUGUAAUCCCGGCGGCUGUGAGACUUGGGAAAAGUCACCUCCGUGCUCUCUCUAUAUCCUUGUAGGAUAUAAAGAACAAUGGGAGCUUGGUGCCCGUUUCCUCUGUGAUCUCCCUGGAGUAGGGUCCGAAUCGCAGUGAGCACUCAGUACAAGGUUUGAAUUUGUUUGCAGAAGGCCUGGAGAUCUUACUUUUCUUGCUGCUGUUGAAAAUACUGAAUAAAAGCACUUAAAGGAAGGGUUUCUUUUGGCUCAAGUUUGAGAACUUUCAUUUCCUCAUAGCGGGGGUGGGGGGUGGGGGUGAGGUAUAGCAGCAGGAGGGGGUGUGAGGCAGGAGCUGGGGCCCUGGAUGUGGGUGCUCGCUCACUCUCUCCCCUUCCCUUGUUCAUUUAGUCCAGGGCUCCUGCCGCGGGGCGGUGCUGCCCACGUUCAGAGAGAGCCGUCCCUCCUCCAUUAGUCCUGUCUGAGAACACCCUCAAAGACAUGCCAGGGGUGGCCCUCCCAGGUGAUCCCAAAGACAGGCCAAUGGUCAGUGAAGAUGAACCGUCACAGGUCCCACGGUCACGGUAAAGUUUUUCUCCUAAGGAAAGACAGAGAACCCUUCAUCAACACCAUUCCCCCCAGCUCCCCAUCUUGAGCUGUGUGUCCCCAGCUGCCACAUAAGCUCUGAUGACCACUGAGCUCAGGCUGUGCUGUCUCACCGAAGAGCAGGGAUUUGGUUUUUGUCUUUUUAUUGUUUUGUCAAUUUUAUGAAUUCAAAUAUAGGUUUUUAGCAUUGCCUGUGCCUUGGAGUCAUGGGGUAGGGAAGGGGUUGUCUGUUAAUGCCCAGAAGCACCAGAUUAAUUAAAUAACAGUCUCCAGGAAGGAGCCAGGUGU